AUGCUAGCUCCAAACUAUAUCUCUCCUAUACCGCCAGAUCCUUGUAUAGAGACUGUAUCGAGCUACUCCCCUAGCGAGGUCCCAUCCAGUGGUGGUCACGGAACUCUGGAGAUUCUAGAAGUCACUCGAUACUUGGAAACCCAUGGAGUGGAGUGCUGUAUUGUUGCAGUCUCAGCAUUAAUAUUUUAUGGAGCUGGACGGACACGAGACGAAUGGGAUCUCUGCGUCCCAGACGACAAAUUGAACGAAGCAGUCUCCCUCCUCACAUCCGAAUACAUGCAAACGAAAAUACGAACUGAACCUCCAAACCCAAUACCACAACCCUCAUCUCUAAGCCACACCUACCACCGCUUCAAAGGCGUAGGCAUCCACUUUUAUUUCGUCCUCGUCCCAGCCUACGACGUCCACAUCCCCAGCAAUCCAUUCCAACUACAACGCAGCUUAAACGGCCUCCCUUACCCCACAUUACCAGUAUUGAUACAAAGCUUCCUGGACACGAACGACGACGUCGCCCUAUGCGACUGCAUCGACGGUUCGGACGUAUCUGAGGAGUGGGGACUACGCAAUUUAAAGCUGGACGGGACCAAUGAUCUCGAGUGGACAAAACGGAUGAAUGACAGAGCUACCGAUGCUGCAAGGGGGAAGGGGUGGCUGUUCAUCCACUACUUCCCCACUUCAACUAUAAGCAGGCGGGAGAAGUGGGAAUCAAGGGUCCGUAAUAAGAAAGCCAGACUAGGCUGGACAACGCCGGAAGAACUUUUCGAUACGCGAUUCCGUCUUAAAGGAUCACCGGACCCAUGGACUCAGAAACGUAUAUCAUGUUAG
Messenger RNA from Penicillium taxi, 825 nucleotides. RefSeq lists its product as uncharacterized. The coding region runs from base 1 to 825 and encodes 274 amino acids. Lineage: Eukaryota; Fungi; Ascomycota; Eurotiomycetes; Eurotiales; Aspergillaceae. The record is from RefSeq and is a predicted model, not a curated record. The transcript has 2 exons.